Molecule: messenger RNA, 2214 nt
Organism: Engraulis encrasicolus (European anchovy)
Lineage: Eukaryota; Metazoa; Chordata; Actinopteri; Clupeiformes; Engraulidae
Gene: tcea2
Product: transcription elongation factor A (SII), 2
Exons: 10
Coding region: 198-1139 (313 amino acids)
Biological process (GO): DNA-templated transcription; transcription elongation by RNA polymerase II
Cellular component (GO): nucleus
Molecular function (GO): nucleic acid binding; zinc ion binding
Source: RefSeq, a predicted model, not a curated record
UUCGCUGCUGACGGAUGGCUGCAGUUUAUGGACUACAACUCCCAUACUCUCGUGGACUUGACAGAUAACCGGAGCAAAAAUUCCACGAGAUUAGGAGGAUAGAGUAAGCAAGGGAGGCAGGGAGAAGUCGCGUUCGCUUUCUAAGGGAAAGGUAGGUUAACCCAAAAGGCUGGCGUCUGCAACAAAAUCUGUGCAAAAUGGUGAAGGCCCAGGAGGUUGAACGCAUUGCGAAGAAACUGGACAAAAUGGUGCACAAGAAAAACACGGAUGGCGCCAUAGACUUGCUCAGAGAACUCAAGAACAUGUCGAUGUCGCUGGAGACGCUACAGUCCACAAGGAUUGGUAUGUCCGUGAACUCUGUCCGGAAGCAGAGCUCUGACGAGGAGGUGCAGUCCUUGGCCAAAUCUCUCAUCAAGGCCUGGAAGAAGCUUCUGGAUGGGGCAGAGGGGAAGACGGAGGAGAGGAAGAAAAGUGCCUCACCCCUUCAGUGUUCAUCGAAGGACAGCCCUGGCUCCAGCAGCGACAGUAAGAAGUCUGACCAGCCUGACACCCCAACCAGCCCCCUUACUCCUACCACCCCCACCACGCCGACCACCCCCAUCACCCCCAAGUUCACCUCCUUCCCCCCGGCCCCCAUCACCACCGACAGCGUGCGGAACAAGUGCAGAGAGCUGCUGGUGGCGGCGCUGCAGCACGGGGAUGACUACAAAGCAAUUGGAGCGGACUGCGAACACCUGGCUGCCCAAAUUGAGGACUUCAUCUACCAGGAGUUCAAGUCGACAGAUAUGAAGUACAAGAGCAGGCUGAGGAGCCGCAUCUCCAACCUGAAAGACCAGAAGAACCCGGACCUGCGCCGCAACGUGCUGGCCGGAAACAUCUCUCCCGAGCGCAUCGCCAACAUGAGCGCAGAGGAAAUGGCGAGCGCGGAGCUGAAGGAGAUCCGGAAGGCCAUGAUCAAGGAGUCCAUCCGCGAGCACCAGCUCUCCAAAGUGGGCGGCACCGAGACGGACAUGUUCAUCUGCGGCAAGUGCCGGGGCAAGAACUGCACCUACACGCAGGUGCAGACACGCAGCGCUGAUGAGCCCAUGACCACCUUUGUGCUGUGCAACGAGUGUGGCAACCGGUGGAAGUUCUGUUGAGUGGAAGAGCGAUCUGGAUUCUUCAGCAAGGAUAAUCAAUGGCAAACUGCAUUUGAAGAAAUCAUUUUGUUACAAAUCCUUUUUUAGAAAAAAAAAAUCUAAAAAUAUGCAUACAUGCUUUUUUCACCAUAACUCUGUAAUAUAUUUCUCAUGGAUGCUGUUCUUUAAAAGACAAUAGAUGUACAUUAUUUUGUGUAUUUUUUUUAUUUUAUUUUCGAUUUUCUACCAAGUAACAAUUGCUUUGUAUUAUGAGUUUGUGUUUUUUUGUAUUAACAUUUGAACAGCAGUAAGCUUUGUGAGCAGUAGCUGUUUUCUUUGCUCUUGCCUGUAAUAUGGCGGCUUGUGCCUUUCGUGUCAUGCUUCCCCAUCCCACUCCCUUUCCAGAGCUUCAUUUCCUAAAGACAUUUCAGUAGUACUUAACAUCUAAUAAAUAGUGCUUUAGUAUGAGGUGCCGCCUAUGCAAUAUGAUCAGAAAUGGGCAUUACACCACGCAUACAGUACACUACUGUCCACGUACAUGCACAUAAAAUGCUUGUGUGAGGAAUGGUGUGAAUGUAUAAAUGCUGUGUGAUCUAAUUCCUGGUACAGUAUAUUACCUAUGGGGCACUUCCUACUACUUGGGCUUAAGUGUUACUGUGGUGCUUUAGGGAAACGCUCCCUCAUGGUGCUGUUAGUUUUACACAACUAUUCUGCUGGUUCUAGAGGUGUUGUGUGAAAGUGAUCCAUAUAUCUUAGAGCUUUGCAUACAUAGAUUAUGCAUAAUUCAUUUACUCUUGUUUUUUCUUUUGAUUGCCUUCUUCAGUAGUGAAAGAGAUGCUUUUUUUGGAGUAUCAUGUGUCUUAACGAAGACUCAUGAGUGUGUGUAUUUUUUAUUGUUUUCUUUUUUUCCUUUUCUUUUUCAUUUGAUGUGUGUGUCUAAAAAAGAGAGAGGAUUAUCUCCGUUUCUACGUUGAGAAAAGGUAAUGGCGACAGCAGCAGAUUAAGCUUUGUUAAGCAGGUUGGUGGAGUUUAUAAAGAGAUUUCACGUGAGCACCUGUGGUGACUGCAUUAAAUGGAGUAUGACUCCUGCAACUUA